Molecule: messenger RNA, 615 nt
Organism: Octopus bimaculoides (California two-spot octopus)
Lineage: Eukaryota; Metazoa; Mollusca; Cephalopoda; Octopoda; Octopodidae
Source: RefSeq, a predicted model, not a curated record
AUGUUUCCUCAAGUACUAUCGGAAGACUUUGGUCUAUGUAAAAAGUUUGAAGCCUGCUUUCAAGUAAGUGAAAACACUGUGCUUGUAUUUAAAUCUAACAGAAAAGUACCAUUCACAGCAAUUGCAAUCGUAAAUGAAGAGUUGAACAGACAGGAAAAGCGUGGAAUCAUCAAAAAGGUGGAAUAUUCUAUGUGGGCGACGCCCAUGGUAUGCAUUAAAAAGAAAACUAAUAAGAUUAGCCUGUGUGUUGAUUUCUCUACAGGAUUUGAACACCAUCCACUCCCAACUCCAGAGGAUAUUUUCACAAAAUUAAAUGGGGGAAAAAUUUUCACCAAAUUGGGUCUAUCUGACGCUUAUUCAAAGAUUAAAGUAAAUGACAAAUGCUCAAAGUAUCUGACAAUAAAUACACAUAGAGGAUUGUACAGAUAUACUCAGUUACCUUUUGGAUUAAAGGUUGCACCGGUAAUAUUUCAGCAAAUCAUGGACACUAUGUUAUCUGAUUGUGAAUUUACAAUUUCUUAUUUGGACGAUAUAUUGAUUAAGAGUAAUUCGUGCGAACAGUAUGUGGAGCAUAUAAAGCAGCUGUGUUCAAGAAAAUUAAAGCCCCGCUGGUAA